Molecule: messenger RNA, 1329 nt
Organism: Saccostrea cuccullata (small rock oyster)
Lineage: Eukaryota; Metazoa; Mollusca; Bivalvia; Ostreida; Ostreidae
Product: serine/threonine-protein phosphatase 6 regulatory ankyrin repeat subunit C-like
Exons: 4
Coding region: 265-1035 (256 amino acids)
Molecular function (GO): protein binding
Source: RefSeq, a predicted model, not a curated record
CAGAAACAGCUAGAGAAGAUUUUCUGUCUGCAAAGAUUUUCAAAGAAUAAAUGCAUUUUUACCAUAUAUUCAAUACAGUCCGACUCCAGCACCAGAACCCCUGAACCAGUUGUGACAUUCACAACUUUGGAAGAUGUACUUUUGCCCAUCACAAAGAUGCACUAAAAGGAUCACACGAAAACUGGUGAAGCUGUGAAUUGUGUUCCGUGUGGGAAAAUACGGAUUAAAUCUUCUCUGAUUCCCAUUUGUGGGAACCGGCGAACGAUGGAGGAUUCAACUCUCACAUCUUACCCCUCUUCCUGGAGCUUAACGUCACGCUCCCCCUUAAUCAAGAAACGGUUGUCUCGCUCCGAUUCUGGUGGUUCACUUCCGGACAAUAUACUAGAUAAAAGGGACGCCAAAGGUCGAACGACAUUUUUCAAUGCCACAAAAGUUGGGGAUUUAGACGAGGCGAAACGACUGUUAAAUGCUGGGUCAGAUGUCAACAAGGGGGACAUCUAUAGAGUUACACCCCUCCAUGAGGCUGUGGAAAGGUCAAACUUGGAGGUUGUCGAAUUCCUUGUGUCAAAAGGAUGUGACCUGAAUGCCAAGACGAUUCUAGGACAAACCCCGUUAAUGAGAGCUGUUCUGUAUGACGAUGUCGACCUCGUUAGAUACCUUCAUAAAGCAGGUGCUCGGUUGGAUGAGAGGGAUUGUACAGGUAAAACAGCUCUUCUUAUUGGAAUCCAAGAAGGACGAACGGAAGCAUGCAGGUAUCUAAUGAAAAACGGAUGUGACGUAAACAUACAAGAUCGACUGGGACACACGGCCAUGAUGAUGGCUCUAAGAGGAGGCAAAACACCGAACUUUUACAUAGGCCGCAAACUUGUGAAAUUUGGAUACGACCUCAAGAAAGAUGAGAAAUGGAUGACACAAGAAGAACUAGAGGCAGUUAAUGUAAAACCAAACGUAGUGGACAAAAUCUGCUCUAAAUUGGGGAUAUCACUAAAAAGAAGUCCCUCCAGUGCUAGUAAAAAAGACAAAAACGAGAGCUAAAUAGGCUGUAAUACACCAGGUCAUAAACAAAACGAGACCUAUUCAGACUGUAUACGUCAGAUCUUGUACAAAAAAGAGAGCUUAUCAGACUUAACAAUCGCUUAUGAGAAGAAUGUGCACAAACAGAUAUUUAUGCUUUCAUGCAGGGAUUCAAGAUCAUACACAAUCACACACUUAACUUGUUUCAAUGACCAUGAACAACAAUUUCGUUCUUUUCAUUUCAACUGCAGCUGGGUGAGAAAAUCAAACACUGAUGCCUGUAAUGAUUUAUGUGCUGUUUUUAAAUGAAAAGAA